Messenger RNA from Monomorium pharaonis (pharaoh ant), 2448 nucleotides. Its product is annotated as putative ferric-chelate reductase 1 homolog. The record is from RefSeq and is a predicted model, not a curated record. Bases 1 to 1872 code for a protein of 623 amino acids. Gene Ontology annotation, molecular function: oxidoreductase activity, acting on metal ions. The transcript is spliced from 12 exons. NCBI's taxonomy places the organism in Eukaryota, Metazoa, Arthropoda, Insecta, Hymenoptera, Formicidae.
AUGAGGACCGAAAUGCCUAAGACGUUGCUGUUUCUGGUCGUCGGCUUGCUUGUAAAGGUGCUGGGAUUACCCAGUGGAGCACCGCCGCAGACAUGCUACGAUCUGACGCCACGUCAUCCCGGCAGCCCUGGGAUGCAAUCGUCGUAUCCACCUUAUCAGGUACUACCCGCAGCAGGUCAAAACAGGGUCCGUCUGAUCCUUGGAAGUCCCGAAGGCCUCGCAUACGAGGGCUUUAUGAUACUUGCCAGGGACAUCGACAACGGCGAAUACGUGGGAGAAUUCGUAAACUUGCCCGAUUCUGCGAAAAUCGUGGAGUGCAUCCGAGGCGUAAAGAAUGCCGUGACUCAUAUAAACACCAAUAAAAAGCAUAAUCUUGAAUUCGAUUGGGAGGCUCCGGUCGAUUACGAAGGUACCAUUAUCUUCAACUCCACCUUCGCUCAGGAUUACAGCACGUACUGGGUCGGCGUGGAGUCGCCCAGAGUCAUUGUUGACAAGCGGUCCAUCAGGGUAUCGACCCCGCCUACACCCAUUACCACCUUCAGGACCACCACGCCACCCUACUACAGCACCGUCAGUUAUGCGGCGAAGGAUGAGAUGGACCCGUUCUACACGGGCUGCCACACCACGAAGAACUGCUUCGGCGAGCCCGCGGGCUGCAUAAAAACCAGGAACUGCGUAGCCGCGGUGGCGGUGAUCGUGCAGGGCGACGAAUAUCAUUUCGAGAUGCAGGCGCGGAAGGGUGCCAAAUACGUCGCCGUCGGCCUGUCGGACGAUAAGAAUAUGGGUGAGGACAGCGUGGUCGAGUGCACGAACGAGGGCAACGGAAUUGCGUUACACACGUCUUGGAACACCGGGAGACGCAAUACGCGCUACACGAUGCCGGAAGGCGCGUUCGAGCUGGAGGACCGCGCGAUCAAAGAUGACAUGAUAUACUGCAAGUUUCGACGGGACAAGCUCACCUACGUUCAGGGGCGUAAAUACGACCUUGUCAACACUCCGUACCAUCUCCUCUUGGCCGCCGGCACGGAUCUAAGAUCAAACGGCGUUGACUUCCACACUCUCGUCUAUGCUGGGACCGGCACCUCAAAGAGAUUGUCUGACGUCGGGGAAUGGACCGCAGCCACUGACCUACUGAUUCGCCUUCACGGCGCGCUAAUGCUGGCAUCGUGGAUCGGCACAGCCUCCAUCGGGAUGCUACUCGCGAGAUAUUAUAGACAGACCUGGGUCAGCUCCCAGUUGUGUGGGAAGGAUCAUUGGUUCGCUUGGCACAGAUUCUUUAUGGUGCUCACGUGGUCGAUGACGCUCGCAGCCUUCGUGAUAAUAUUCGUGGAAUUGGGCACGUGGAGUUCCGAGACGAUACACGCUUCGGUCGGCCUGGCGACCACGAUUUUGUGUUUUAUCCAACCUUUCAUGGCAGCUAUGAGACCACAUCCUGGCGCACCACGAAGAGCUCUGUUCAAUUGGGCUCACUGGUUCGUCGGUAACGUGGCAAAAAUUUGCGCUUUAAUCGCGCUUUUCUUUGCGGUACGGCUGAAUAAGGCUAAACUUCCGGAUUGGGUCGACUGGAUCCUCACAGCAUUUGUGGUCUUCCACGUUCUAACUCACCUCAUUCUCACAUUCCUCGGAUGUGCCUCUGACAGGCAAGCUAGUCAGAGAGUGAAUUCAUUCCCGAUGAAAGACAUGCAUUCUCGUGGAUCAAUGAUGCAUCCAGAUGCGAGACGAGACGCUCCCCACUCUGGCAUGCGGAAGUUCAUUUUCGGUGUGUACUUUGUGGUUAUCGUCGUGUUCGCCGCAGUCCUCAUAGUGAUCACCGUGUUGGCACCCAUCGAGGAAACGUGGGCCACCUUCACCAACACUAUCUCGAAUUACUAAGGCCGCUGCUAAUCGACGCCACGGAAAUAUUCGUCACCACCGCGAUACUCGCGCGGAUCCGACCGGAUAGGAGAGACGUCGCGGUGACAAUAUAUUCCCGGCGCGACCUUCCGUAUGCAAAUUAACACGAGGAACGUAUAAAUCCUCCUGUUCGUGUAAAGAUGCAAAUCGCGCCGUGUAUGCAACGGGCGAAGACGAGGAUGUCGGUCGACGAUCAUUUUUAUACCCCCUUUUUUCUAGAUUUCUCUAGAAUUCUAGAAGAAUCGUCCAUUUUGAUUACAUAUCGAUAUAUCAUAACUGAAAUACGUUUUUGUAUAUAUAACAUUUUUAAUUUACUUAAAAAAGACAUUAACACACUUACAUUACAUUCAUUAUAUGCUUCAUUAUUAUUAUACCAAUAUUCUGCGAUUGCAUAUAGUUUCUAUUAUUUUAUUGUUGAUAAAUCUGAUUCCUUGACAUUUUAGUAGAAAACUGUCAUUAAUCCAGAUUUUAACCUGGUUAGAGUGAAAAUUGCAUAUUUUCGGAUAAUCUUAUCGUAUAAAGAUAUUUUUAAAGAGAAAUAAAAAAAUACAUCAC